CUGACUGAGAGCCGGCAGGGCAACUGACCCUUUCCAGUCUCACUCUCAGGUGCCGCGAACUUGGCGACGUUGGUUCUGGCGGCCCGACCCUCCCUGCCACUCUGAGACUCCCUGACCCGCACGCCAAGUCUAGGAAAUAUUUGGCCACACAGAGCCCAUUUCCUAGACCCUUGCAACUUCGUCUGCUGUAUGAGUCCCAGCUCACCAGGCUCUCUCAUUUAAGGGAGUGUGGUUUUGUAAUUUUCACGAGAUUCCCUUUUUCGUUUGUAGCUGUGCUUUUUCAACCCCAUAGCCCUGCAUCUGGGACUUAAUUGACUUCAGUUUCUCCUUGAUGCUUUAGAUGCGCCUGUUUUGGAGUAGGUCCUCAGUAAUUACGGAAGUGUAGGCUUUUCAGCCUUCCGGUUGUCUGCAACAUCCAUUGACAAAAUGUUUCUCCUUUUUUCAGGUUGAGCAUCCCUAAUCUGAAAGUCUGACAUACUCCAAAAUUCAAAACUUUUUGAGUGCCAACAUGAUGCCACAAGUGGGAAAUUCCAGUUAACCUCAUAUGACAGCUUACACUCAAGACAGCAUCCCAAGGAAAAAAAGACAAUCCUGGUCUUCCGCUGCAUUAUAUCUUUUCUCCACACACCCAGAUUCCCCCAUGGAAGCACACCCUCAGAGGGUUAUAAAAUGACAUGCGUGUGGACCCAGUAUGCCAAUGGCAGAUUCCCUAGCAUGUUCCACAUGGAGCCAAGACCUACGUGCAUUGCUAGCAGUUUUUUGCAUAUUCUCUGCUCUGCAAUGUAAAUAUAUUGAAGAUGUCAAAAAGACCUGCAGAUGCCCCCGUGAGUAACAGUGAUAAGAAAAAGAGGAAGCAUUUAUGUUUAUCUAUAGCACAGAAAGUCAAGCUAUUGGAAAAACUGGACAGUGGUAUAAGUGUGAAACGUCUUACAGAAGAGUAUGGUGUUGGAAUGACCACCAUAUAUGACCUCAAGAAACAAAAGGAUAAACUGUUGAAGUUCUAUGCUGAAAGUGAUGAACCAAAGUUAAUGAAAAAUAGAAAAACAUUGCAUAAAGCCAAGAAUGAAGAUCUUGAUCGUGUGUUGAAAGAGUGGAUUCGUCAGCGUCGCAAUGAACACAUGCCACUGAAUGGUAUGCUGAUCAUGAAACAAGCAAAGAUCUAUCAUGAUGAAUUGAAAAUUCAAGGAAACUGUGAAUAUUCAACAGGCUGGUUGCAGAAAUUUAAGAAAAGACAUGGCAUUAAAUUUUUAAAGAUUUGCGGAGAUAAAGCAGCUGCUGAUCACAAAGCAGCAGAGAAAUUUAUUAAAGAAGUGGAUAUCAAAAAAGUUUUUCACAUCAAUAAUCAGCCUCCAGUUGUCCAUUCAUUGGCCAAUGGUGAAAUACCUGAAAUGGUUCUGCAUCAAGGUGAACAUGAUAAUAGUGAUGACAAAGGCGAUGUUAACACUGCGGAGCAAGUGCCUGUGGACAACAUGGUCAGACUGUGUGAUGGGCUUAUUAAAGGACUAGAGCAGCGUGCAUUCAUAACAGAACAAGAAAUCAUGUCCGUUUAUAAAAUCAAAGAGAGACUUCUAAGACAAAAACUGCUUCUAAUGAGGCAGACAACCCUGGAGAAAACAUUUAAAAAAGCUACCCAGCAUAAUGCCUCCUCAUCCCUAGAGGACCCACUUCCUGGCCCCUCAACAGCUCCUGAUGUUUCUUCUCACCUAAAUAAGUAAAAUAGUAUACAACAACCUUUUAAUCAAACAGUGUUACGGGUGGAGACUGAAAGCUGCUGUUGUUUAACAGGUGAUGCCAUUGUGCUACUUAGUUACCCUGAACAUAUUAGUUUUCAUUGUAUUAAUUGUCCUAUUUUUUUCCUGUUAAGUGCUUAUGUAUGAAUGAAUGUAUUAAAAUGAUUGCUUUCUAGUAGCACAUGAAUUCAGAGUGGAAUGAUGGUGAUGCCAAAUAGCCACAGAUUGUCCACAUGGCUGACUGAAUUAGUGGCACCUUUGCUUUCUCAUGGGUUUGUACACAACUUUUUCAGUCUGGGUAUAAGGUAUAUAUGUGAAGCAUUAAUGAGUUUUGUGUUUAGACUUGAAUUUCAUCCUCUAUCUCAUUAAGUAUACAAACAUUUCAAAAUCUAGAAAAAUUCAUACACACUUCUGGCCCCAGGCAUUUCAGAUAAGGGAUAUUCAACUUGUAGUGAAAUUUUUGUUGGCUGUAACCAGUGCAUGUGUGUGUGUGUGUGUGUGUGUGUGUGUGUGUGUGUGUGUGUUUGUGUGUGUGCAUGCGUGUACAUAUUCCUUUCUAGGUUCCUAGCACAUUGUCAUUGUCAUCCACACAGUGUUCAUGAUAAACUAUGCUCUGAGAACUCUUCUGGGCUCUAGAAUAUGUGCUCUCCAUACCCACUUCCCAUAUUACUGUAUUUUUCUUCCCCUUGAACUUUAAUUCAUUUUUAUAGGAUAUCUUUGUUUUAAUGAUAUGGAGCUGCUUUUCAUGCCUUUGGGUCAGUUUCUGGUUAGAAUGCCUUGCCUUUGUAACUUUUUUGGACUGUCCUAGUAUUACUAGUAGUAGUAAAUAGCCUGUUGAUUUCAUCCUAACAACUUGGCCAUAUGUCAACAUUUCCUGCCUAACACUACUUGUAGAUAUGUCCCAUUGGCAGACUAAAAUGCUAUUUACACUUCACUAAUUUCUUCAUUUUGCAUUUUCUCUUUCCCCAACAUUCCUACUCAGGUGUACUUUUUAGUACAAAGAGAAACAUCACUGAUACCUAUCUUUAGCACCUGGUGGCCAGCAUUUGUUACUUAAAUUCUAAACAUAUUUGUCACACCAUCUAUCCUAUCAUCGUGGUUCAGAGAGGUCAAAUGACACACUUCAUCAGUUUUCAUUAGAAAAGUGAUGAUAGUAGAAGCAGUAGAUUGCUGACACAAGAUAGGAGAAAUAACAAAGACGUUUAGCAUCAUUCCCCCUAUAUUGUCCACUAUUUUUAAAGAUUGAGUCAAGAUUGAAGAGAAAGCUUUUGAAACUAAAGUAGAAUUAAGAGUGUGGUCCCUUUUGUAGUAGUCCUGGGUAGUAAUCAAGAAGUUCAUGCAGGAAAUGGGCAUUUAAUUGUACUACUUGUGCAACAGAAUGCCUCAGAUUUUUGCUAACUUGGGUCAUGGUGAGUUUCAACUGACUGAACAAAUUUCAGGCACCUGUGGAAUUGUUUCAGAAGUUUGUAGUGAAGAAAACAGUAUUUCAGAAAAUUAGUAAUUUGUGUGCAGGAGAAAUCUAAAAAACAAAAACCAAACAAUUGCUGAUUACAGCUUGAAUGGUGUUUUAAAUGCUGAUGAAAUGGGUAUACUCUACCAGUUUGUGAUUUUAUGUGCUUCACGCCAGAGAUGAUCUUUGCAAAGGAAGUAAACAGAUUGGUGAUUGCUGUGUUCUGCUACAGUGCAUUUUGGACCACUCAUCAUUGACAAGUCAGCUAACCCCCAUUACUUCAGAAUUGUUCAUUUGUUCCUCUGUGGUCAACAAGCCAAUACACAUGCCCAAAAGAUAACAUUUUUUAGGGAAUGACUGAGUUAUGACAAGAGAAUGAAAGGAACAAAAUGCAGUAUCCUCUUGCUGAGAAGAAAUUGCUCUGUAUACAACACAUGCUAUUUCCAUGCUUGGAUUAUGUACGUGCUGAGUUUUUCCCAUUGUAUUGCACAGACAUUCUUCAGCCUUCAAAUCAGGGAUUAUUCACACAGCAAAAGCUUGCUACUGAAACAGUUUCAGGAAUAACUAAAUUUAGAUAAGGAAGAAAAAAGUUGAGAACAUCAACAUGAAGCAAAGCCAUUGAGUGAUUUUUGAGACCCAGUCUGUAAAAUCAUGUACAAUAGUAAUAUGGUGGCAGCAAACAGGCAUAAUUCCCAUGGAAGCCUCUGAGGUACACCUGGAAGAAGAUACCAACUCCACAUGGUAUUUGAACCAAUCUAGUACUCAACUGCUACUCUCUCUGGUAUCCCAAACCAGCUAGAUUUUGAAGACUUCAUGGCUACAAAUAGCAAUUUAACUAUGUCCCAAGCGUUUGCAAAUAUGAAAUUGCUACAGGGGUUCUCAUGUAUGUAAAAAGGGAACAAGAAAGCCAUGGAGGUGAUGAAGAUGAUGACAUCAGCAAUGAUAACCAUAACAUGCAUGGGGACCAAGAGAUAGAACAGCCAACAGUGAACAUUUCUUAAGCCCUUGCAAAUAUAGAAAGUGGAGAAUCCCUUCCCUUCAGGCAGUUGUUCCUGUGAGGUAUUUCCCUAUUAAGUGGUAUAGAUUAAUGUUUUAGGAGCACUGCAGCACAGAGUGUUUUGGAAAGCUAAGCACCUAAUUUUCUCCAUAAAAUGUUUUUUAAAUGUAUAAAAUAGAAGACUUAAUAAAGAAUAUUUGUGUAAAGCA
Sciurus carolinensis (gray squirrel) is the source of this 4386-nucleotide messenger RNA. It is a transcript of the gene Smim8, whose product is annotated as small integral membrane protein 8. NCBI's taxonomy places the organism in Eukaryota, Metazoa, Chordata, Mammalia, Rodentia, Sciuridae. The coding region runs from base 798 to 1715 and encodes 305 amino acids. The transcript has 2 exons. Gene Ontology annotation, molecular function: DNA binding. Gene Ontology annotation, cellular component: nucleus. The record is from RefSeq and is a predicted model, not a curated record.